AUGUUUAAAAUACCUGGUUUCGGAAAAGCUGCUGCAAAUCAUACUCCGCCAGAUAUGACAAAUGUGGAUACUCGUCCACGCCAUUUGAAGGUGUCAAACUGUCCCAAUAACUCCUAUGCACUGGCAAACGUAGCUGCUGUUUCACCGAAUGAUUUUCCUAAUAACAUUUACAUUAUUAUUGAUAACUUAUUUGUUUUUACUACGAGGCACUCCAACGAAAUUCCACCAGAAACCGUUGGGUUCAACGGUAACCAGCGUACUUGGGGUGGUUGGUCCCUAAACCAAGAGGUUCAAGCAAAGGCAUUUGAUUUGUUCAAGUAUUCCAGCAAACAAUCCUAUCUUGGUUCAAUAGACAUAGAUAUCUCGUUUAGGGCCAGAGGUAAGGCGGUGAACACAGUAUUCGACCAGGAUGAGUUGGCCAAACAAUUCGUUCGUUGUUACGAAUCCCAAAUAUUUUCUCCAACUCAGUACCUUAUAAUGGAGUUUCAGGGCCAUUUUUUUGACUUGAAGAUUAGAAAUGUUCAAGCAAUCGAUUUAGGUGAUAUUGAACCAACCGCAGCUGUUGCGACAGGGAUAGAAACCAAGGGAAUCUUAACAAAACAAACACAAAUCAAUUUUUUCAAGGGAAGAGAUGGGUUAGUUAAUUUGAAAUCAUCUAACUCAUUAAGACCAAGAUCAAAUGCUGUUAUCAGACCAGAUUUCAAAUUUGAAGACUUGGGUGUUGGUGGUUUGGAUAAAGAAUUUACUAAAAUAUUUAGAAGGGCUUUUGCGAGUAGAAUAUUUCCUCCUUCAGUCAUUGAAAAGCUAGGUAUUUCUCAUGUUAAAGGUCUACUAUUGUACGGCCCCCCAGGUACUGGUAAAACUUUAAUUGCAAGAAAAAUAGGUACAAUGCUGAAUGCUAAAGAGCCGAAGAUCGUUAAUGGUCCUGAAAUUUUGAGUAAAUAUGUUGGUUCUUCGGAGGAAAAUAUCCGUAAUCUAUUUAAGGACGCAGAAGCGGAGUAUAGGGCCAAGGGCGAGGAGUCCUCCUUGCAUAUUAUUAUUUUUGAUGAACUGGAUUCUGUUUUCAAGCAAAGAGGUUCAAGGGGCGAUGGCACCGGUGUAGGUGACAAUGUUGUUAAUCAAUUAUUAGCUAAAAUGGAUGGUGUUGAUCAGCUGAAUAAUAUUUUAGUUAUUGGUAUGACCAACCGUAAAGAUUUGAUUGAUAGUGCUCUUUUACGUCCUGGUAGAUUCGAAGUCCAGGUUGAAAUUCACUUACCGGAUGAAAAGGGUAGAUUGCAAAUUUUUGACAUUCAAACGAAAAAAAUGAGAGAAAACAAUAUGAUGAGCGAGGAUGUUAACUUAGCUGAAUUAGCUGCCUCAACUAAAAACUUUUCUGGUGCUGAAAUAGAGGGUUUAGUGAAAAGUGCAAGUUCUUUUGCAAUUAACAAGACCGUCAAUAUUGGAAAAGGUGCCACAAAGCUUAAUACAAAGGAUAUAGCAAAACUUAAAGUAACAAGAGAGGACUUCUUAAACGCUCUCAAUGAUGUCACCCCCGCCUUUGGUAUUAGUGAAGAAGAUUUGAAAACAUGUGUAGAAGGUGGAAUGAUGCUUUAUUCUGACAGAGUCAAUUCAAUUUUGAAGAAUGGGGCUCGUUAUGUUCGCCAAGUUCGCGAAAGUGACAAAUCUAGAUUAGUAUCUCUAUUAAUUCACGGUCCUGCAGGUUCUGGUAAAACGGCUUUGGCAGCUGAAAUUGCUUUAAAGUCCGGAUUCCCAUUUAUAAGAUUAAUUUCACCUAAUGAAUUAUCAGGUAUGUCAGAAAGUGCCAAAAUUGCGUAUAUCGAUAACACCUUCAGAGACGCAUAUAAAUCUCCUCUCAACAUUCUUGUUAUUGAUUCAUUAGAGACUCUGGUUGACUGGGUUCCAAUUGGUCCAAGAUUUUCGAACAACAUUUUGCAAAUGCUGAAGGUUGCAUUGAAGCGUAAGCCCCCUCAAGAUCGUCGUUUGCUGAUAAUGACUACUACAUCAACUUAUUCAGUCCUUCAACAAAUGGAUAUCCUGAGUUGUUUUGACAAUGAGAUAGCAGUUCCGAAUAUGACCAACCUCGAUGAAUUGAACAACGUCAUGAUAGAAUCUAACUUCCUUGAUGAUAGUGGUAGAGUUAAAGUUAUAAAUGAACUCUCACGCACCUGUCCCAAUUUCAAUGUCGGGAUCAAGAAGACUUUGACGAACAUCGAAACCGCAAGGCACGAUGAAGAUCCUAUUAACGAGCUUGUUGAACUGAUGACCCAAUCCGCAUAA
Molecule: messenger RNA, 2277 nt
Organism: Saccharomyces kudriavzevii IFO 1802
Lineage: Eukaryota; Fungi; Ascomycota; Saccharomycetes; Saccharomycetales; Saccharomycetaceae
Gene: SEC18
Product: AAA family ATPase SEC18
Exons: 1
Coding region: 1-2277 (758 amino acids)
Biological process (GO): Golgi to plasma membrane protein transport; intra-Golgi vesicle-mediated transport; SNARE complex disassembly
Cellular component (GO): Golgi stack
Molecular function (GO): ATP hydrolysis activity; ATP binding
Source: RefSeq, a predicted model, not a curated record